AUGACUCAAACAUACCCUCACUUUGCUUUUUUCUACUUCAGCAGUGGUUAUCCGAUGUCGCUUCAAUUUAGGUUCUUGUACGACACACCAUUUGCCGAGCUGAUUCCAACACUGAACUCCCUCUUGCAAUUUCCAGAAAAUUGGAAGAUGGUCAAACUUGAGUAUCGUUCACCUUCACUUGACCCCGAAGGAAAAGUAAAGUUCACCCCAUUUGAGCUCAAGAACGACGACGAUUUAGAGGUUAUGUGGACAAGUUAUCAACAAUAUUCUUCAAAGGUUUCGAUCGAGUUGGAUGCGAAACUUCAAAGAUCGGGAGAAGAUGUUAACAAAUUGUUGUGCCGUCUUCAACUACCCGUUUAUUGUGUAACGUUAAAUUUUUGUUGA
Vicia villosa (hairy vetch) is the source of this 384-nucleotide messenger RNA. RefSeq lists its product as uncharacterized. The coding region runs from base 1 to 384 and encodes 127 amino acids. The record is from RefSeq and is a predicted model, not a curated record. Lineage: Eukaryota; Viridiplantae; Streptophyta; Magnoliopsida; Fabales; Fabaceae. The transcript has a single exon.